Messenger RNA from Rhea pennata, 1422 nucleotides. It is a transcript of the gene MED11, whose product is annotated as mediator complex subunit 11. Gene Ontology annotation, cellular component: mediator complex. Gene Ontology annotation, molecular function: transcription coregulator activity. Gene Ontology annotation, biological process: regulation of transcription by RNA polymerase II. Bases 47 to 400 code for a protein of 117 amino acids. The record is from RefSeq and is a predicted model, not a curated record. The transcript has 3 exons. Lineage: Eukaryota; Metazoa; Chordata; Aves; Rheiformes; Rheidae.
GGCCGGCCGAAGCGGAAGCGGCGGGCUACGGCGGCCGGCGCGGGCCAUGGCGGGCUACGGGGUGGCGAACGAGCGGCUGCGGGUGCUGGAGGAGCUGGAGCGCGAGAUCGGGGCCUCCCUGCAGAGCGCCGGCACGGUGAUCCUGGAGCUGUCCAAGGAGAAGGCGGCGGAGCGGCUGCUGGAGCGCCAGGCCGCCCAGUUCAGCGCCGCCGUCCAGAAGGUCGAGUCCGAGCUGUCGGCCCAGAUCCGCUACCUCACCCAGGUGGCCACGGGGCAGCCCCACGAGGGCUCCAGCUACUCGGCCCGCAAGUCCUGCCAGAUGGCCCUGAACCGCGUCGACUACGCCCGCCUCAAGCUGGGCGAGCUGGCGCGCGCCUGCGAGCAGAUGCUGGAGCCCUGAGCGGCAGCCGCACGCCGAGCACACGCCAAGGACACGCCGAGCACACGCCGAGGACACGCGCCGGGCAGGGGCGCACCGCACGGCUUCCCUGCCACGUGCUGCCCGCCGAGGGCGGGUGUCCCUGGUGCACUGCAGGAGUCUGCACGCAAAGAACAUGCCAGCUACACGCCAAGACAUGCCAAGGACACGUGCCAGGGCAGGAACACACUGCACAGCUUCCCCACCACGCGCUGCCUGCGAAGGGCGCGUGUCCCUGGCACGCUGCAGUGGUCUGCACACAAAGAACACACCAGCCACACGCCAAGGACAUGCCAAGGACACGCGCCAGGGCGGGGACACACUGCACGGCUUCCCCACCACGUGCUGCCCACAAAGGGCGGGUGUCCCUGUCAUCUGCACGCCAAGAACAUGCCAGCUACGUGCUAAGGCCACGGAUGUGCAUUCAGCACGCCAUCAGCGUGUGAUCUCGUGGCCGCAAUGUGCCAGGGCCUCCGACACGACGAGACACAAGCAAUAGUCCAGUGACACGUUUCCAGCAGCGCGGAUAUGCCCUGGGCCACCAGCAACACGCUGCCGACACGCCUGCGACACGUAAACUCGUGCCCGGGAAUACAGAGAAAUGACUGACAUGCUGCGGGCACGUGAGCUCAUGCCACCAACGUGCCUGGGCAUGCAUGUGCCGCCAACAUGGGACAACCACGCCGCCAACACGCGAUUUCAUGUGAUGGAUGUGCCCCGACAUGUGCGCUCACGCCCCAAAUGCAGCGAGGACAGCUGCUCGCGUGGCUCCGACACGUGCCGUCACGGCACGGGACACAUGACGGACACGCGAUCCUCCCCCCCACCCUGGUGACACGCCAGGACACGUGUGAGCGGUUGGCGGUCGGGGCACAGCCGUGGCAUGGCUCAGGCCCCGAGAUGCCGUGUCACCUCGUGUGCGGUGACACGCCAGCGACACGGCAGCGACACGCCGGCGACAGCCAAAAUAAAGGGAACCCACGGUGGCCUUCGGGGUAGUAUGA